Molecule: messenger RNA, 5101 nt
Organism: Anguilla anguilla (European eel)
Lineage: Eukaryota; Metazoa; Chordata; Actinopteri; Anguilliformes; Anguillidae
Gene: rasa3
Product: RAS p21 protein activator 3
Exons: 24
Coding region: 171-2687 (838 amino acids)
Biological process (GO): regulation of GTPase activity; intracellular signal transduction; negative regulation of Ras protein signal transduction
Molecular function (GO): GTPase activator activity
Source: RefSeq, a predicted model, not a curated record
AUGUUCUGUUAGUUUGAGCAGGCUGUCUUUGCGGUGCGUUUCCUGCGCGCUUUUCUGGACAAGUAACUAGCCGUCCGCCCUGGAGUAUAGAGUUGCGCUGGCUAGAGAGUGAGUACAUUGGAGGAACAUCUACGUCUACCACCAAAAAGGGAAAAAUCGGAGCUGUGAGAAUGGCGGUCGAAGAGGAAGGGCUCCGAAUUUUUCAGAGCGUCAAAAUAAAAAUAGGUGAAGCAAAAAACAUUCCUCCAUUUCCUGGACCCAGCAAAAUGAGGGACUGCUUCUGCACGGUCAACCUCGACCAGGAAGAGGUGUUCCGGACUAAGAUGAUCGAGAAGUCCUUGAGCCCCUUCUACGGAGAAGACUUUUACUGUGAAAUCCCCCGGAGUUUCCGUCAUCUCUCCUUCUACCUCUUCGACAGGGACGUCUUCAGGAGGGACUCCAGCAUUGGUAAGGUGGCGGUGAAGAAGGAGGAUCUGCAGAAGUACCACGGCAAAGACACCUGGUUCCAGCUGCAGCACGUCAGCGCUGACUCAGAGGUGCAGGGGAAGGUGCACCUGGAAAUGCGUCUGAGUGAGGUCAUCACAGACAGCGGUGCCAUCUGCCACAAGCUGGCCACACGAGUGCUGGAGUGCCAGGGGUUGCCCAUUGUGAACGGGCAGUGUGACCCCUACGCCACCGUGUCCCUGCUGGGGCCCUCCAGGACUGAGGCCAAGAAGACCAAGGUGAAAAGGAAAACCAACAACCCCCAGUUUGAGGAAGUCUUCUAUUUUGAGGUGACAAGGCCCCUUAGCUACACCAGACGGCAGUUUGACGUAGAGGAGGAGGAUGUGGACAAGCUGGCACUCAGAGUGGACCUGUGGAAUGCCAGUAACCUGAAGUUUGGGGAUGAGUUCCUGGGAGAGGUGCGGAUUCCGCUGAAGGUGCUGGGACAGUCUGGCUUCCAUGACGCAUGGUACUUCCUGCAGCCCAGGGAUAAUGGCAGUAAGUCAGUGAAGCUGGAUGAGCUGGGAUCCCUGCGCCUCAACAUCGUUUACACCGAGGACCACGUCUUCCCCUCAGAGUACUACAGCCCUCUGAGAGACCUGCUCCUCCGCUCGGCCAGUGUGGAGCCCGUCUCCGCCUCCGCGGCGCACAUCCUCGGAGAGGUGUGCCGGGAGAAGCAGGAGGCCGCCAUACCGCUGGUCCGACUCUUCCUGCACUAUGGGAAAAUCGUGCCUUUUCUGGGCGCCAUUGCCAAUGCGGAGGUCAACAGGACACAAGACCCCAACACCAUUUUCCGGGGGAACUCCCUGACGUCCAAAUGCAUCGACGAGACCAUGAAGCUAGCCGGGAUGCAUUACCUGCAGGUCACCCUCAAACCCAUCAUUGACGAGAUCUGUGCAGACCACAAACCCUGUGAGAUUGACCCAGUGAAGUUAAAGGAGUCUGAGAAUCUGGAGACUAACAGGGAGAACCUUCGGCAUUAUGUGGACCGGAUCUUCACUGUCAUCACCAAGUCUGGCGUCAGCUGCCCCACUGUCAUGUGUGACAUCUUCUUCUCCCUGAGGGAGUCCGCUGCCACACGUUUCCAAGCAGUUGAUCAAGAUGUCAGGUACACCGCUGUCAGCAGUUUCAUCUUCCUGCGUUUCUUCGCGCCGGCAAUCCUGUCUCCUAAUCUUUUCCAACUGAGGCCACACCACCCAGAUCCGUGCACCUCUCGAACCUUGACUCUCAUCUCCAAGACCAUACAGACCCUGGGCAGUCUCGCCAAGUCCAAAUCUGCCAGUUUCAAAGAGGCCUACAUGGCAGCGUUUUAUGACUACUUCAACGAGCAGAAAUACGCGGAUGCUGUGAAAAAUUUCCUGGACCUGAUCUCGUCCUCCGGGCGGUGGGACCAAAAGAGCAUCGAGACGCCAAUCAUGCUGAAAGAAGGAUUCAUGAUCAAAAGGGCUCAGGGGAGAAAUCGUUUUGGUCGUAAGAACUUCAAGAAGAGGUGGUUUCGUCUGACUAAUCACGAGUUUACCUAUCAUAAAACCAAAGGUAACUCAAAAGGUGAGGCAGCUCUCUGCAGCAUCCCCAUUGAAAACAUCCUGGCAGUAGAGCGACUGGAGGAGGAGUCCUUCAAGAUGAAAAAUAUGUUCCAGGUAAUCCAACCAGAGAGAGUGCUCUACAUCCAGGCUAACAACUGUGUGGAGGCACGCGACUGGAUUGACAUCCUUACCAAAGUCAGCCAGUGCAACCGCAAACGCCUGAGCACUUACCACCCCUCGGCCUACCUCUACGGACACUGGCUGUGCUGCAAGCUCUCGGCCGACACUGCCCCCGGCUGUACACCCUGCACAGGCGGCCUGCCUGCAAACAUCCAAUUGGACGUGGACGGAGACCGUGAAACAGAGAGGAUCUACUCCCUUUUCAGCACCUAUAUGUCCAAGCUGGUGAAGAUGCAAGAGGCAUGUGGCAGCAAGUCAGUGUACGAUGGGCCUGAGCAGGAAGAGUACUCCAGCUUCGUCAUCGAUGACCCGCAGGAGACAUACAAGACGCUGAAACAGAUAAUCUCAUCGGUGCAUACGCUGGAGCAGGAGCACGCUCAGUACAAGCGUGACAAGUUUAAGAAGACCAAAUACGGCAGUCAGGAACAUCCCAUUGGAGACAAGGGCUUCCAGUGCUACAUCCCACAACAGUCAGAGAGCUCGACGUACUCCAUUUGACUACGCCUACUGUUGCCAAGGCACCCCCAGGGCCACCGUGCUGCCAGCGACAUCCCAUAAUGGUUUUUGAAGAAGGGAAUUUUAUGUAGCGGACUGACCGUUUGAACCCUUCAGCAAGAAACCGAAGAAGUGAAGGAUGACAGAGAAGGAAGAAAUUGUCAAACUAACUGGAGUUCUCUUGUAUGACAUAUGAAAGGACUGGUUUUCACCGGAUGUGACAGUGGCCCUGCACUUUAAUCAUCCUGAACUCCCGGAUGAUGUAAUUCUGCCUCGUGUCACAUUUUAAAUGUUGUUUCAAUUAUGAUUUUUUUUUAUCUGUUUUGAGGAUCAGUUAAAUGAUCUCCUAAAACUGUAUUUUACGGAAAUGUUUUUUUAAUGUUAAUAUUUCCACUGUAUUUCAAAGUCUCUGCGACUAAACUCCAGGUUCACAGAGACAAUGUUUCAUUCACCAGGUGUUACAGGAAGUGAGCCGUUCUUAAUUAAGCUUGUGUUUCACCCAGCGCUGAAUGCCUGCGUUUGAGUUCACAUGUCUGUGAGAUCCUGGCACUUUUUAUAGAUAAUUAGGUAAUUAGAUCCCUACUGCACUCCAACUGAUUGGUUUGUUUAUUUGUUUAAAAUACGGUUUAAAAGAAACCAGAUCCAGGGAUAUGGCUCACCUGUGUGUACAUUCGCCUCGUAAGCCUCUGGAACCAAACUCACAACACACACAGUUCCAUAGACAUUUCUUGUGUUCAUGAGGGUAAAGUCUGCACAAGACCUGUGCUGGCCUACUGUUCUUGGUUUAUGCUUUCUGUAUGGACUGAAAGGGAAUGAGACAAACUAUCCAGAUAGAAUACAGAUUUGCGGUGGAAUCCGCAAAGGUCUGGUGCAGAACUGAUCCUCAUGAACCCUGUGAUAUAUUUAAAUAGCUAAAUGCUCCUCUGCACCAGCGCCCUCGCACCUUCUGCAGGCAAACUGUUACAGUAUUUUUCUGUCCUUUCCUCUAAAAAAAAGUCUGUGUGACUAUUGUAACCCUUGUGAUCAUUCCUUGAACCAUUUCUGCUGUGAAACAUUCUGGUCAAUCCCGGUGACCUGACAAUGGUACAUAGUGUGUAGCUGAGUGCCACAUCACCCUGGGCACUGCGCUACAAAUGCACUUCUUUGUGUGAUAAAAUUGAUUUUUUUUAUUUUUUUUUUUAAAACCAGGCUGAAAUGGUCUGACCUUUCCGUAAAGCAAUCCCCUGUUCAAACCUGCCAUGAGACUGCUUAUGACAGAAAAGAGUGGCCAGCGUACAUUACUCUGUAUCUGAGAGACAGCCGGAGGACCGAGAGCCAGGAGACCACAGUGUCCACUCGGGGAAAGUGGCAAUUUUGAGUGCCCUCAUUGGCCAGCGCAUCGAUGCCCAGAAAUACUGGAGCACAUCAAGGCUUCCUCUUUAUCACUCAUCCUUGGACUUUUGUGUUUUACGCGGUAAAAUAUUUCAGAUGCUUUUUUUAUGCCACUGUUUGUGCUCUCAAAACAUUUCUGAGUUUCUGGGGGGUUCGUUCUCAGGAGAAUGAGCUUCCCUGUCGUCGUCCCGACUUCACGAAAUCCUCGUUGCUGUGAGAAACGUGAGAUGGAGAACACGCUGAGCGUGCACACGCAUGUGCAGCAGUGUGUCUACUGUAAGUGUCGCAGAUUGAGUUUGUGAUAGUGAGUGCAUGCGAGUGUAUCGAGUGAGUGGGCGCUGCACGUGGUAUCAGAUCAGUGUUUUAAUAGGGAAAGACAGUUGUAGCUUGCGAUGUGCUGGUGGGUUACGGAUGGGGCAGUUUUUUUUUUAAAUAUGAAAUGCAGCUGUGGAGGGUGGAGCUCAAGUUAACACCAUGCCCUCUGCAUGUCACAGUAGUGUUAAGAAGCUGCUACAACCUUACGGUAACAUUACAGUGUCUCAGUGCACUGUAGUUUCCCCUCUGUGCACAAUAUUUUCACUGCACUGUGGCAGUGUUCCUGUGAGGCUGUGAUGGCUAUUGUUUGUGUUAACCCAUGCAGACGGUCUGUUCUAUGUCGAGUUGCAAGAAUAUUUUCUCUAUGCUCAACCAGUUUUCCUUUUGAGGACCAUGUAAAAAGCAAUGAGUUUGAUCCAUUGACACCAUGUAGCCCGCCCUUGAUGCACACUGUGCAUCAUGCAAUAACAAUCGCCAACCAUCACUUUUAUAGUGCAGAAUUCCCUUUGCAAAUGUAUUCGGCCACUCAAUGCGACCCUGUAAUUGGAGCUCCCUGAGAAGCUCCUCAAAAGGAAAACAUAUUCAGAAGUGAUAAUCCUUGUAUUUUAUAUAAAUAUAUCAAACGUACAAAUUGUACUGAGAGGCUUGUGAUAAAUGUACAGAAGUAUUGAUGAAACUGUUGAUAAAAAAACUUUUUCCUGAGUUGCUAAAUGAAUGCGAUAUUAAUGCUA